AUGUUCGACUUCACUCUGGAGGAGGCCGUUGCGGUCUUCGACGUCCAAACCACCCUUGUCUUCCUCCUCACCCUCUGCAGCUUCGUGGUGCCCGUCGUCAUCCUCUUCCCGCCAGUACCCAUCCGCAUCUCCGAAGCACUCUCUCAAACUCACACAAAGCUGGGGUUGGAGCCUGGAGCUUCCAACCUACCGAAACCGGAGGAGAAGAACACGCAGCCGGCAACCGGAUCCUCACCAACUACCAAGACGAGAAUCCAGAGCCUAUUCAUCUACCCUAUCAAGUCGUGCAAGGGGAUCGAGUUGUCAAAGGCGAAAGUAUUCGCUUCGGGCCUGCAAUAUGACAGGCUGUACACCUUUGCGAGGCUAAAGGACGUGCCUGCCGGAGAGGAACCUGUUUGGGAUUUCAUCACGCAAAGGCAAUUCCCGCGAAUGGCUAAUGUCGCCAUCGAUGUUUGGUGCCCCGACGCCGUUAAGACCCGAGGCAAGCUUACCGAGCGGGGCUCGGAUGAGACCUUCAUGAUUGUGCGCUUCCCGUGGAGCAGGCCGGGCUUGCUCGGCGUCCUUGACCACAUCGCUGCUAAGCUCGGUAAAGGCUGGCGCGGCGUCCCCGAGAAGGAGAUCCUGUUGCCGGUUAACCUGCCUUCCGAAGCCGAGAUCGCCGGCAGGGGGUAUAGGUACGAGAAGGUGAGGGUGUGGAGGGAUGUCGUUACGGCUUUGAACAUGGAGGCGGAGGUCCCCCGCGAACUCACUACCUAUCUCGGUGUCAGUGAGAGGUUGGGUGCUUUCAGGAUGGGCCCGGAUACGUUGAGGGAGGUCUAUCGAAAUGCGCCCAAGGAGGAGGAGGCUGGGUAUCAACCCUCGGUAAGAUUCCAGGACUCCUACCCGAUUCAUCUCAUCAAUCUUGCUAGUGUCGAGGACAUGGAGGAGAAGAUAGCCGAUCCCACUCUCAAGAAUUUCACCGUGCGGAGAUUCAGGCCCAAUGUUGUUGUCUCUGGGCCUCCGGCUUAUGAUGAGGAUGGCUGGAAGAGCCUCCGCGUCACACAGGGAACGGCAUCAGUCAGCUCAGAUUGCACUUAUCAUGUCUCAUGCCGCACCUCUAGAUGCAAACUACCUAAUGUAGACCCCACCAACGGCAUCCCCCACCCCGUAGAGCCUGACCGUUAUCUCCGAAAGCAUCGCAACAUCGAUGAUGGAUGCCCCAAGAACGGAUGCUUGGGCAUGAUGCUCACGCCUCUCUUCUCGGAAGAGUCGAGACGGGUGGCUCUGGAGACUUGGCUUGAGGUUGGCAUGGAAAUUGAAGUUCAAGAGCGAGGCGAGCACUUCUUCCUUAGGACUUAG
This is a messenger RNA of Scedosporium apiospermum, 1338 nucleotides long. Its product is annotated as MOSC domain-containing protein. NCBI's taxonomy places the organism in Eukaryota, Fungi, Ascomycota, Sordariomycetes, Microascales, Microascaceae. Bases 1 to 1338 code for a protein of 445 amino acids. The transcript has 4 exons. Gene Ontology annotation, molecular function: pyridoxal phosphate binding; molybdenum ion binding; catalytic activity. The record is from RefSeq and is a predicted model, not a curated record.